Molecule: messenger RNA, 792 nt
Organism: Rhodotorula toruloides NP11
Lineage: Eukaryota; Fungi; Basidiomycota; Microbotryomycetes; Sporidiobolales; Sporidiobolaceae
Product: glycoside hydrolase family 16 protein
Exons: 7
Coding region: 1-792 (263 amino acids)
Biological process (GO): carbohydrate metabolic process
Molecular function (GO): hydrolase activity, hydrolyzing O-glycosyl compounds
Source: RefSeq, a predicted model, not a curated record
AUGCGCUCCAUCUCCCUUUUCGCCUUGCUCGCUCUCGUGACGGCUGGUCCGUCGCUCGCCUGCGCCAAGCACGUCCGUCGCGGACAGAAGGCUCCUACGAACGGCGUGAAGACGCUGGACGUCGACUUUAGCGCCUACAAUGGCGAGGGCCUCUCGACAUUCCUCGACAAGCACUCCCUCUACGUCAGCAACUACCCGGUCGACAGCACGCCGAUCUCCCACACCUUUGUCCCCUCCAACGUCGACAUUGUGGACGGUGCCCUUCGCCUCAAGGUCACGGGUCAGUCAGGCAAGGGCGACGUCAAGUCCGCCGAGGUCGGAACCUACGCGAGCAACAUCCGCUACGGAACCUUUAUGACCAUCGCCAAGUUGACGCCUGUCCCUGGCGUCUGCUUCGGAGCCUUCACCUACACUGAUGACAACCACGAGAUCGACAUCGAAGCACUCUCCAGCUACUACACCACUGGUUACCGCGAGUCGGUUCCGCCAGGCUUGGAGUUCACGAACCAGCCGCUUAUCGCGGGUCAGCAGGAGACGAACACUGCUGUCCCGUACGGCUUCGACCCGACCGCCGACUUCCACAACUACACCAUUGUCUGGAACGCCAAGUCGAGCCAGUUCUACGUGGACGGCAAGCUUCGCAAGACCUUCACCAAGAACGUCCCGCAAAUCGGCGCCAGCUUCAUCUGGAACGCUUGGAGCUCGGGUGACCCCAACUGGAGCGCUGGCCCGCCCAAGCAGGACGCUUACACGCUCAUCAAGAGCGUGCAUCUCCAGUACACGACCGUCUGA